CAUUAAAGCACCAAUACUUUAUAGCAUAGUAGAAGUGCUCGAAAUUGUUGGAGAUGUGAAUGCGAAUAUGAACAAUGCACAUUAAGGGCCACCCAAAAUCUCUGAGCCCAAACCUACCAUGCGGAGCACCAAAACUCAGUAAAAGCCCAAACACACUAAAAGGAAAAAUAAUUCUUUAUUCUCCCACACAUUUGCUGAUCCUCCUACUAGUCUACCCGCUCUAUACAUUCUCUCUACUUUCCACACGCCAAAUCUCCUCUGAUGGGUAAAAUUAUUCCAAUAGACACAUGUUUCAUGCUACGUGAGAUUAUAUAGCGGAAAAGAAUCCAAAUAUUCCACAUAUCUGUCAACUAUAUACAUGUGCCAACUACAAGAUAUGUAUUCCACCACGGAAUCUUUGACUAACCUAAUCAAGUCGAUCGACAAAACAAAAAAAUACAUGCUAACUAGUAAGUAGUUAGGAUACCUGAAAGACAUGUUAGAUCAUGUAAUUCCCUUGUUUGCAAAUCCAGUCUGACCGGAAAUUUGCACCGAUAGGCGGGCUUUAACAGUAUGAAACGAAUGAACCAUGAUUUUAUCACAAAAUACUCUUACCACUAACUUUUUCCGUACAAUUCAAUACGAUUUUACAAUCAUGGUUUAACUGAUGCAAUCUUCUGAAAAGCAAUAAUAGAUAUCACAAGCUAAGGAUGGGAUGAGAUGCACAUGUUGAAGGACUGACUAACCUUUGCCAACUGUCACAGCUUCGGACUGCACCAAUCACUGCUCUUUCAUCACUGUUAAACUCAUCGACAUGUUACAGAAAUGAGCAAUCAUAUAAUGAGAGAGAGAGAGUGAGAGAGAGAGAGAGAGCAAGCAUAUGAAAUUAUGAAUAGUAGUGUACAAGCAUUACAGAUCUGAAAUGGGGCAGUGGGUUAGAUUAGACCAACAAAUCUCUCUGUUCACUUCCUCAUGCUCCUGCAUAUUUUUUCUGGAGGGCUCAUGAUAAUGUCCAGGUAAAACUUUGGUGGAGUGAGCCGACAGCGGCGACAGGCACAGAAAAGAACAACAACAACACCGCAUUUCUGAUAAGGGACUCAGUCAGAUAGCCAAAUAUGCAAUUAGGUGGUCCCUUGGCUUCAAUCAUGCCAAGAGGCUCAAGCAUUCAAAAGCAAAUAAUAGGGCAAGUACUUUCCCAACUAAAAUCAUGGAAGGAAUGAUAACCCUUGUAAUUAUGACUUGAGUAAAGGUCAACCCACAAUGAAGACAAAUCCAGAUUUGAAUCUCAGCCCUCCAGCAUGUAAUAAUAAAAGCAUAGGAUUCCCAAGCACACUUUUAGCAAAACAUUCUAUGCAUUAUAUUCAAGUUUUGCUAUGAUUACCCAAAAAAUUUAAGAUAAAAACGGUGCCUACAACAUAUUGCAUUCUUCUGCAAGCUAGCUUUGAUAUAUAGGUUCUCAGUUCAAUUGCAGAACUUACACCAUCUCAGGCUCAAACAUGAGCAGCAAGAUUCUCAAAUUCCUGCUCUUACCAUGCCUCCUGGUCAUUGCUUUACAACAUGGUCUCUUCGCCACUGCCAAGGUUCAAGCUACUGGUUCAGCCCCCUUUAGAGUCAAGCCUGCACAAUCCAGCUCCAGAUUGCAAAGGGAAGCCUCACAGCAUAGGGUUGGAGAAAAGAGGGUUCGGAAAGCUCCAUCCGGGCCUAACCCAGUUGGCAAUCACAGUCCAACCACAAAGCAAUAGAUCACUGGUUGCACUCUCCUAGCAAGUAAACAUAGCAUCUAUUCUUGUAAGGUAGAGUGUAAGAUGAUGGAUUCAUUAGACAGCAAGUCCUGAUGCCUAGGUUUUGUGCCUGUAUAUUAGUGGAAUUUAUUGGAAACGUCAAUGCCAGAGCAAGUAUGUAUAAAAUGUAGGCCUGUCUAAACAGCAUAAAUCCUUGUUUUUCAUUUGGUGUAACACAAAUGGAAUUCGUUGGGGGUCAAAGCAUGAGUGGGCUUCAAUGUCCUUCCUCAAAGGAAGUAAUUUUGAGCUCCAGAUUGUUGGUUGAAACAUACUAGAGAAGUAAGUAGAACUCAUAAAUGAGUUUGCUUCCUAGACUACUUUCAAAUAGCUGAAUCAGUUUACCCUAAUCAUGUAGGUUCAGGGACCGGAACACAUUGUUAUUACAUGGAGAAUAUAUAAUGAGUGAAUAAACAUCAAGUCCUAAUGGAAGGCUAAGAUAAAUGGAGAAAGCAAGUACAGGGGAACAAGCAAGAAGGCACUAGAAUCCUUAAAGGCCUUACUGCCAAGAAACACUGUGUAACUGUGUUAGCUGCAAUAAACCGGUUUCUUAUUUUAAAAUAUCCCUUGAAUAUCUCAGUAAACAACAUGAUGUGAUCAAAGCAAGUAGCAGCUUUGCUGCCAACUGGCUGAUUCCUCCUUUUAACUACUUCAAAAAUCAAUAUUGGAAGAUAUAAACUAUAUGCAAUAACAUAGCAAUGCUACAUCAUAAUAUCAUAAGGAAGAGAGACCCAACAGGUUCUGCCUAGUUUCAAACAUUCACAGUUAUACUGAAUGAUGCAGCAUAAAAAUGGCACUAUAUAACUGGUAAUUAACUGUGUUGAGAUAUACAGAACUCACCAAACAUUACAAUCAUCUUGGUAUAACUAAAUCUUUCUUAAACAGUACGCUUUCUUUUUGACCGUUUGCUUCUCUUUGGCUGUGAAACAUCAGGCACCUGGUUACCUACACUAGAAGCAUAUGCUUCUUCUAGCACCUCCUCACCCUGCCAAAGAGUUGAAAAUAUUUCUGGUAUUAAAAAUAUGUAAUAGGC
Linum trigynum is the source of this 2790-nucleotide messenger RNA. The record is from the annotation of a GenBank genome assembly. Lineage: Eukaryota; Viridiplantae; Streptophyta; Magnoliopsida; Malpighiales; Linaceae.